GGCGCGACUUGGCCUCGCUCCCGGAGCCGGGCGGCGAUCGCGGCGGCGCAGCCGGGCUGGAGGCGCCGGGCCCGCUCGAGCGGCGGCCGCGGCGAUCGGAGCGGCGCGAUCGCGCGGCGGCGAUCCGGGCUGCGGGCGCCGGGCACCGGGCGGGCGCCGGGCGCGGCGCGGCGGGGAAGAUGACCGCGGGCUCGGGCGUGCUGCUCCUGCUGCUCUCGCUCUCCGGCGCGCUCCGGGCCCAUAAUGGGGAUCUUACAGCCAGAGAGACCUGCAAGGCUGGAUUCUCCGAAGAAGAUUACACGGCAUUAAUCUCCCAAAAUAUUCUGGAGGGAGAGAAGCUACUCAAAGUCAAGUUCAGCAGCUGUUUGGGAACCAAGGAGACGCAAUAUGAGACCAACAGCGUGGACUUCAAGGUCGGAGCAGACGGGACAGUCUUUGCUGCUCGGGAGCUGCACAUCCCCUCGGAGCAGGUGGCGUUCACGGUGACCGCGUGGGACCGCCAGACAGCCGAGCGAUGGGACGCCGUGGUGCGGCUGCUGGUGGCCCGGACCUCCUCGUCCACGCACUCUGGACACAAGAAAGGAACGAAGAGCACCCUUCUGGACCCCUCUCAGCCGCCGGAUGACACGCUGUUGCCGUGGCCCCAGCACCAGAACUCCAACGGGUUGAGGCGACAGAAACGGGACUGGGUCAUCCCACCCAUCAACGUGCCAGAAAAUUCCCGCGGGCCCUUCCCACAGCAGCUUGUGAGGAUCCGAUCUGACAAAGACAACGACAUUCCAAUCCGGUACAGCAUCACUGGCGUGGGUGCAGACCAGCCCCCCAUGGAGGUCUUCAGCAUCGACUCCAUGUCUGGCCGGAUGUACGUCACUCGGCCCAUGGACCGGGAGGAGCGAGCCUCCUACCACCUCAGAGCCCACGCCGUGGACAUGAACGGAAACAAGGUGGAGAACCCCAUCGACCUGUACAUCUAUGUCAUCGACAUGAACGACAACCGCCCCGAGUUCGUCAACCAGGUCUACAACGGCUCCGUGGACGAGGGCUCCAAGCCAGGCACCUACGUGAUGACAGUCACAGCCAAUGAUGCUGACGACAGCACCACAGCCAACGGGAUGGUGCGGUACCGAAUCGUGACCCAGACCCCACAGAGCCCAUCCCAGAACAUGUUCACCAUCAACAGUGAGACAGGGGACAUUGUGACAGUGGCUGCUGGCCUGGACCGAGAGAAAGUUCAGCAGUACACAGUCAUCAUUCAGGCCACAGACAUGGAAGGAAACCUUAACUAUGGCCUCUCGAACACAGCCACAGCCAUCAUCACCGUGACGGACGUGAAUGACAACCCGCCAGAAUUCACCGCAAGCACGUACGCAGGGGAAGUCCCUGAAAACCGGGUGGAGACGGUGGUGGCAAACCUCACCGUGAUGGACCGAGAUCAGCCCCAUUCGCCAAACUGGAACGCCGUCUACCGUAUCAUCAGCGGGGACCCCUCGGGGCACUUCAGCAUCCGCACGGACCCUGUCACCAACGAGGGCAUGGUCACCGUGGUGAAGGCGGUCGACUACGAGCUGAACAGAGCAUUCAUGCUGACCGUGAUGGUGUCCAACCAGGCGCCCCUGGCCAGCGGGAUCCAGAUGUCCUUCCAGUCCACAGCAGGGGUAACCAUCUCCGUCAUGGACAUCAACGAGGCCCCCUACUUCCCCUCAAACCACAAGCUGAUCCGCCUGGAGGAGGGCGUGCCCACCGGCACCGUGCUGACCACGUUUUCAGCAGUGGACCCCGACAGGUUCAUGCAGCAGGCCGUGAGAUACUCAAAGCUGUCGGACCCGGCAAACUGGCUGCACAUUAACGCCACCAACGGUCAGAUCACCACGGCGGCCGUCCUCGACCGCGAGUCCCUCUACAUAAAAAAUAACGUCUAUGAGGCCACCUUCCUGGCGGCGGACAACGGGAUCCCCCCGGCCAGCGGCACCGGGACCCUCCAGAUCUAUCUCAUUGACAUCAAUGACAAUGCCCCUGAGCUGCUGCCCAAGGAGGCGCAGAUCUGCGAGAAGCCCAGCCUGAACGCCAUCAACAUCACAGCCGCCGAUGCCGACAUGGACCCCAACAUCGGCCCCUACGUCUUCGAGCUGCCCUUUGUGCCGGCCACUGUGCGGAGGAACUGGACCAUCACUCGCUUAAACGGUGACUAUGCCCAGCUCAGCUUGCGCAUCCUGUACCUGGAGGCCGGAAUGUACGAUGUCCCCAUCAUCGUCACAGAUUCUGGGAACCCUCCCUUGUCCAACAUGUCCAUCAUCAAAGUCAAGGUGUGCCCGUGCGACGAGAAUGGUGACUGCACCACCAUUGGCGCGGUGGCAGCGGCUGGUCUGGGCACGGGUGCCAUCGUGGCCAUCCUCAUCUGCAUCGUCAUCCUGCUGACCAUGGUCCUGCUGUUUGUUGUGUGGAUGAAGCGGCGGGAGAAGGAGCGCCACACAAAGCAGCUGCUCAUCGACCCCGAGGACGACGUGCGGGACAACAUUCUCAAGUACGACGAGGAAGGGGGCGGCGAGGAGGACCAGGACUACGACCUCAGCCAACUGCAGCAGCCAGAGACCAUGGAGCAUGUGCUGAGCAAGGCCCCCGGGGUGCGCCGGGUGGACGAGCGGCCCGUGGGCGCCGAGCCCCAGUACCCAGUCAGGCCUGUGGUGCCCCACCCGGGAGACAUCGGCGACUUCAUCAACGAGGGACUCCGGGCGGCCGACAAUGACCCCACAGCACCCCCCUACGACUCAUUGCUGGUCUUCGACUACGAGGGGAGUGGCUCCACUGCGGGCUCUGUCAGCUCGCUGAACUCGUCCAGCUCCGGGGACCAAGACUACGAUUACCUGAAUGACUGGGGGCCCAGGUUCAAGAAGCUGGCAGACAUGUACGGAGGCGGUGAGGAGGAUUAACUGGCCCCCUCCUCGGACCAAAACGAGAACAGCACUCGGACGGACGCCGGAGGAGCAGGACUGUGGGAGGCAGCUGGUCUUCCCAGCUUCCUGCGGACGUGUCAUUAGUGGUGUGUCAGGGGUCCCUCCCCGCCCCAGUCCCCCAACAUUGAGCUGUCUGGCAUGAACACUUCUCGCCCCGCGGCGCCCCGCCCACCACAGUAGCUGAGUUAGCAGUAAAGGGGAGCGAGAGGCACUCUGUCUUAACUUGAAUUUCUUAGAACAGAAGCACUGUUUUUAAAAAAAAAAAAAAAAAAAUGAAAGUGCCUUUUGGUACACGUAUCAGAUUCCCUCAAACUCAGGAGUGACUACAAGCAAGCAGAUAGACCGAGUCCCCAGCCCCGGUCCUGAGCACCCCCACGCCAGCCAGUCCCGGCUCUGAAGGCACCAGUUAAGGAAUUGGCGAGAAUGUGUCUUUUUCUUUUUGUCUUUUAUUAAGAAAAUAAGUGGGUGACUCGCUUGACAAAAUUUACAAGGAAACCGUAGUUUGGGGUCCAAAUCCCCACAGCCUUUCUGAGCCCUCACACUUUGCUGUACACAGUCAGGGUCUCCUGGGACCCUUGGAGGUUCCCAAGGCCAGCUGGAGGCGGGGAGGCCCAGCCUGCGGCUCCAGCAGCAGAAGGUUCUCCUGGGGCGGGCCGAACCGUUGACCAAAGGCGCGACUGUGUGAAUGUGGCUGUCUUUGGACACCCCGGACUCCCAGAUGCUGUAAAUAGCUGGGGCAGGUGGGGUUCCCAGGGGCUGUCCCUGAUGCUCCCCAUCUCUGCCCUUGGUCAUCCCCCAGACCCCCCCAGUCAACCAUUAGGCCUCCCCCAGGGCCAACUGUCACCCCGAAUGCCACCCAGGUCCUCAUCGCCUUUGGUCCAGGAGAGUAUGGUGCCCCAAGAGGGCACAGCCCAAAACAGCCAGUGUCUCACCUAAUGUUGGCAUGAGCCCUCCACUUCUCGCCAUCUGACUCCUGAGGGACCCCGUCCAAGGCCCAGCAAACACGAACACGCACCAGUCCAAAUCUCUGAGCGCUCUGGAUGCCUCCGGCCACCCCCGGGGGCUGUGCAGACCACCGGGAGAGGUGCACCUCGCUCACGGUUCCAGGAGGCGUGGAACCCAGCGCCAUCAGCAGGGGACUCUGGCAGCCCCUUCUCCUGCCCUGCCCCUCUGCACCAGAGUUUCUGAUGCUUGUGAACUGAUGUGGAUGGCACAGAUCUGCUCUGAAUGGCAGGGAGAGCCCCAGCAUUGCUGCGCCGUCUUUCCCACAGAUGUGUCUGCACCCCACCCGCCAGAAACAACAGCCAGUCUCCUCUCCUUUGGACCCACAUCAGCACCAAGCAGCUGCCAGGCGGGUUAGCUGCUCAGACUCUCAGACCUGGAAUUGCCCUUUCGAUGGGCAGUAUGACUCUCUAGCCAGACACCGGAGGGUCAGUUCCACAGGACAGCAAAAGGGGCUGUGUCCCAAGAACCCACAGGGGAGACCCCUGCUGCCUCUGCUCCCUGGGUGAGAAAAGGUGCCUGGUGCAUUUCUCUCCCUGGGCUGCCUCCCCGGGACAGUCGUUUCUGGGCGUGAAGUCUCCUCAGGCCAGGGCAGGAGGCAGGCACCCUCGUGGGGAAAUCCUCGUCUGCUCUUGGGCUCCCCAAGGAAGCAGGUGAGGGAGCCUGGGCAGGACUGGCAUCGGAGCCCCCUUGGGGGAGAGGAGUUCCAGCGAUGACGAAGGACAAGGAGGCUGGCUUGCCUUGGGGCCCCGCCCUGGACCCCCGCCCCACACCUGCUCCCGGGGUCAGGGGAGGCCUCGAGAGGGCUUAGGGGAGGUCGGGGUGGGGGUGCUGGGGUGCAGCAUGCUCUCCAUGUCUCCAUCUGGGGGUCUUUGAUCCAGUCCUCAGCCUAUGGCCUGUCCCUCUUGCUACGGUCAUCCUCUUUUCUAAAAAGCUUUGGCCUCGAAGAUGAACUUGAGUGGACAUGAGUGUGUGCGAAUCACAUGGGUGUGUCCCUGUUGGACAUCAGGGUUCUUCCCCAAACCAAACUCAUCACCAACCGCGUCCACCUCCCAGAGCUGAGCUGGGGUGACAGGCUCUGGCGUGUGGCCUGUGGAGGGUUCUGUCCACCCUAACCCCAUCCAGGACUGCCUGGGGAGUGAAGGAAGGAUGGAUGGGAGGGAGGUCACCCGGGUCACGUGCUGGAUGCUCCCCCCCCGUGCAGACCGCCAUCUCACAGAUGUCAGGGGGGUGGCCUGUCAAGGGAAGGGGACCACGACCCCCAUUCUGAAGCCGUGCUAUGCAAAUCGUUUGGGGUCAGGAAGCCAUUGAGCAUUGUCCCAGUGUCUGGGGGUGCGGCCAUCUGAGGGAUUGCUGAUGGGAUCAGGGCUGGUGGGAUGUGAGCUAGAAUCUUCUGUUUUUGGUUUUUUUUUGGAAAGUUCAUCCUCCAGUCGAAGUUCUAAGUGUGAAUAUGGCCCAGGAGCUGAGGCAGCUGUGGACUCUUCUCUCUGAAAUCCCGAGGCCUCCUUGGGUCCCCCGGGCCCUGGGCUCACCUCAGGGACAGAUGUGCCAGGCCCAGCCUAGGACUCGGCAUCCUGAACACCAAUCCCGCCAUCCCCUUGUGUGACCAGGAUCCCUCUGCCUCCCUCCACCAGGGAGAGCCAGACGCACAUGUCUGCCUCCCCGCCUCCCUCAGCUCCUGUCCCUUGGCUCCUCUCCCCUCUCCCCUUGCCUCUCGUCACUGCCAAUGCCCCGUUGCAUUUUGCCUAAAUUGUGCAAGCUUGUGGCGAUCAGCUGGGGGGACAUCGAUGGGGGACUUCUUGUGCCCAUCCCUAUUCCAAACAACUGGACAGCUGCCCCCUCUCACUCCCACCCCAGGCAGCCCUUGGGGCCAGAGAAAGAUGGGGUCCCCACACCCUCCCAGAUCCAUCUUGGAACUCUGCUCCGAGGCCAAUGAGUUAGCGUUAGCUAAGCGUACAAUCGGUGUCAAACGUCUUUCUUACGUAGCUUGUAAAUACGACCCGUCCGUGACCAGGGGACCCAGCCGCAGAGGCCCAGACUCAGCGCUGGCAGAGUGCUCGGGCACGGCUUAGAUUCUUUAGGGAAUUUUGUUCUGUGAACAGAGAAACCUGCGCUGUAGGGUGGAGUGCAAGAAGGCCGUGGGCCAGGUCAGCGGGCACCCCAGCCGAGGGCCGCCGUGUCUGUCAGGGCCUCAGCACCCCCACCUCCUGGCCAAGCAGGUCUUCUCCUGCUCAUAUCUUUCAGCACAUCCAAAGCGCAGGCCUCCCACCACCACAGUGUCGGGGGAACGGCCAAGCGUCAGGCCUCAGAGGUGCCUCAGUUUCCCCAGAGUGAGCACUGGCCGACACAGUCCUUCGAGAUGACAACUCUGUUCUCUCCAAGGUAGAAAGUCGGGGGAGGGGAGUCUCAAUUUUUGUCAGUGCUAAAAGGAAUAACUCCAAAAAGACAAAGUCUCCCACACACAGAGCACGUGUGCACUCGCUCGCAGCGACGUGGUGUACAGAGAACAGGUAUGCUCGAGCCACGGACCAGAGGGGAGCCCCUCUGUGUAUAAUGGGAACACCUUUUGCUUUUCCUGUCUCUCCUCUUUCCAUUCUGAUUUUUUUUUUGCAUGUUUCUUUUUGAAAAUGGACAAAAUGUGUAGCAGCCCGCAUGACUGUGGUUGUUUUGGGGAAAGAUACUGGAGUAUGACGUAUUCACACUGCAACUCUGAGCAUCGCGCAGUUAGACAAAUGUUCCAACUUCUUUUGUAAUCGUCAACAGCACAACUAUUUUGUAUUGUUGUUUGUAUCAUUUUGUACCAAAAAAAAAAAAAAGGAAAAAAAGGGAAGAGCGUCGAUGUUUUCAAUGUGUUUUGAGUGCCAGGCGGUCUUGGCUCCAAACUGAGCAGCAGCUGUGCGGAGUUGUGGCCUGGAGCAGCGGCGGGGCACUGGCGCGCUGCUCCACAGGAGUAAAUAAA
Messenger RNA from Diceros bicornis minor, 6912 nucleotides. It is a transcript of the gene CDH4, whose product is annotated as cadherin 4. The coding region runs from base 180 to 2927 and encodes 915 amino acids. The record is from RefSeq and is a predicted model, not a curated record. The transcript is spliced from 16 exons. Gene Ontology annotation, biological process: calcium-dependent cell-cell adhesion; multicellular organism development; cell-cell junction assembly. NCBI's taxonomy places the organism in Eukaryota, Metazoa, Chordata, Mammalia, Perissodactyla, Rhinocerotidae. Gene Ontology annotation, molecular function: calcium ion binding; cadherin binding. Gene Ontology annotation, cellular component: adherens junction; plasma membrane; catenin complex.